This is a messenger RNA of Didymosphaeria variabile, 1074 nucleotides long. RefSeq lists its product as uncharacterized. The transcript has a single exon. The record is from RefSeq and is a predicted model, not a curated record. The coding region runs from base 1 to 1074 and encodes 357 amino acids. NCBI's taxonomy places the organism in Eukaryota, Fungi, Ascomycota, Dothideomycetes, Pleosporales, Didymosphaeriaceae.
AUGUCUUCUGGCUUACCUCAUCACCCCCGGCAAGCCCAACAGCUUUCGGUACCUGGCUACAAAUUUCCCAGACUCAGUUACGAUCCAAACCCAACCAGGCGCAAUCCUACGGGAACAGGCCCCCCACCUACGACAGGACGCACGAAUGGUACACCACUUGGUCAAGGAUCCGCCCCCACGAAGACUGCCAAAUUUGCAAGGGCCCUACAACCCUAUUCGAUCGCUGCGCUGGUAGGCUUCCUUGGAGCUGCCAUCCUGGCAGGACUGCAGCCAUCCACUUCGACCCAAUCCCCGCCCCGUCCGCGGCUCGACACAAUCGCAUUCGAUGCCAAGGCGCAUCAUAGCCUAGAAGAGGCCAUGCGCGCAUCCGAAGGGUGUGCAACGUUCGUGAGCGACCAAAAGCACAGCGUCGCGCUGUCGCGACUCCUCGAAGAGUUACUGCUUACCGAGGAGGGGCUCGCCAGGACCAUAAACGACCACGUCGCACCCGCAGCGGAGCAAGUGCUGUCGAGCCCCAACGACUGCGCUCUCAUCGGAGCACUCGUGGUGGAACUAAACAUGGCGCGGACCAUGACCGAGGACAUCUGCAAAAAGAGCAUGAGCUUCCAGGAGAUCCUUCCGAAAGUGAUGGAAACUAAUUCGAAGGAUCUGGUGAGGGCAGAAGCUCAGUGCGAGGAGCACGAGGCAUUGGCCCGGAAGAAUGCACUUGGGAUCUUUGUCGACUACGUCAGAAAUGGCAAGCUCCUGGAGGACGUUGCAGAAGCUGCCAGCAACUUCUUCCACGGGAAAAAUCAGACCAGGGAGGACGUCCAGCGCAAGGAUGAGCUAGAGAGAGAUGCACUCAAGCACUGCAAAGAAGAGUUUGUGGAUAGUGAAAAGAAGGCGAAGGCAUAUGCACACCGAUGGGCAAUGUUCUUGAAUGACAUGACCACCGUGUGCGACUGGCCUGCACGUUGGAAUUCCACGAGCCAGGAGCAGCCCGACUGCCACGCAGGGGACGAGGAUGGGGGAAUCCGCGCGUUGUGGAGCGCGUUCAGAGUGCACGCGGUCGCGGUCUUGGAUCGAGCAACCUAG